AUAGAAGAUCUGGACAGCCUUCUUGACCUGGUUGCGAGAAUUUCAGAUUACGACGAGCCUCAAGUCCUCAAAAUUCUCGAGCGCCUUGACUCAUUCGACUACAGGAAGCAGUCUAAGUCUCAACCGAGAGACCCAGUAGCUUGUGCACUGUGGAACAGACCGGAUUGCCAACGACGUCGGCGACUAGAGCUCAAGGGU
Fusarium redolens is the source of this 198-nucleotide messenger RNA. RefSeq lists its product as uncharacterized. The record is from RefSeq and is a predicted model, not a curated record. The transcript has a single exon. NCBI's taxonomy places the organism in Eukaryota, Fungi, Ascomycota, Sordariomycetes, Hypocreales, Nectriaceae. The annotation marks the transcript as partial.